Messenger RNA from Maniola jurtina (meadow brown), 1470 nucleotides. Its product is annotated as beta-ureidopropionase-like. The record is from RefSeq and is a predicted model, not a curated record. The transcript has 2 exons. Bases 70 to 1239 code for a protein of 389 amino acids. NCBI's taxonomy places the organism in Eukaryota, Metazoa, Arthropoda, Insecta, Lepidoptera, Nymphalidae. Gene Ontology annotation, molecular function: beta-ureidopropionase activity.
UAAAGGCGCGAACGAUCGAGAACGAUCAGUCGUUAAAGUUAACUCCAUAGCGGUCGGUAAUCUAUCACCAUGGACGGAGAAACGCCAAGCCUUGAAGCCAUUAUCAACAACAGCCUCAGUGGUAGAGACCUCGACGAGUUCAACAGAAUAUACUAUGGAAGGAAAAAUCAUAUGGAAAUCAAGUUAAAAGAAUCUUCGAUCGCUGCAGCGAAAGACAAUGACUUUGAAGUUGCCGCUUACGCUUUCCCUGCAAAAAAAGAAUCUACACGACCCCCAAGGAUUGUCAAGGUAGGCGUUAUCCAACAUUCAAUUGCCAUACCAACUGAUCGUCCCAUUAAUGAGCAGAAAAAUGCGAUCCUUGCCAAAGUGAAGAAAAUAAUUGACGUCGCCGGCCAGGAGGGUGUGAAUAUCCUCUGCUUCCAAGAGCUUUGGAAUAUGCCCUUCGCAUUUUGUACACGAGAGAAGAUUCCUUGGUGUGAGUUCGCUGAAUCAGCAGAAGAUGGUCCUACUACUCGCUUCCUACGAGAAUUGGCUAUUAAAUACGCUAUGGUCAUAAUUUCAUCCAUCCUCGAAAGAGACGAGAACCAUGCUGACGUUUUAUGGAAUACAUCCGUCGUAAUCAGUGACACAGGCAACGUUAUUGGCAAGCACCGGAAGAACCACAUUCCUAGAGUUGGUGAUUUCAACGAAUCUAAUUAUUACAUGGAAGGUAAUACCGGGCAUCCAGUUUUCGCGACCCGUUACGGUAAGAUCGCCGUGAACAUCUGCUUUGGACGACACCACGUUUUGAAUUGGAUGAUGUUCGGCCAAAACGGAGCUGAAAUUGUUUUCAAUCCGUCAGCAACUAUCGCUGCUGAAGCUGGGAGUGAGUAUAUGUGGAAUAUUGAAGCUAGAAACGCUGCGAUCACUAACUGCUACUUCACAGCUGCUAUAAACAGAGUUGGGUACGAGGAAUUCCCUAACGAGUUCACCUCGGCUGAUGGGAAACCAGCUCACAAGGAUUUGGGACUUUUCUACGGGUCGAGCUACUUCACUGGGCCCGAUGGUGUAAGAUGCCCAGGCCUGUCCCGUACAAAGGACGGUCUCCUCAUUGCGGUGAUGGAUUUGAACAUGAAUAGGCAGAUCAGAGAUCGUCGCUGCUACUAUAUGACGCAGCGUUUGGACAUGUACGUGGAGAGUCUAAAGAAGGUUCUGGACCUAGAUUUCAAGCCCCAAGUUGUACACGAGACUGAGAAGUAAGAAGACCUACCAGACUGUAUACUUACCUACUUAUUAUCUUAUUUUUCGCUUUGCAAUUAAAAUAUUAGCUUUAAUGUUCCCAAAAAAACUUUUAGUUAAGUAGAUAGGUAGGUACUAGUUAUAAAUAAUUUAAGACUUUUUAGAUAAGAGAAUUGUAAACAAUCAAUUAUUGUAUACUUUCUUACACCGAUUUAAUGGAAAAUUAAAAUUGCUAAGUAUGUAUGUAAUUAA